AUGAAGAAAUGGUCUGUUGAAGUCCUAGUUCCUCCACCAAAUGUAUUUGAUAAGCCAGUUAUAUCUAAAAGGAAUAAACGUCUUAGAGAAGGUGCUUUCAAAGGUGUUGUUGGUGCAUUGGAUGGCACUCUAAUUAGUGCCAGCAUUCCAGUCGAGAAGCAAACACCGUAUAGAGGAAGGGGAAUAGGAGAAUGUAGCCAAAACGUGCUUGCGAUAUGUGAUUGGGAUAUGUACUUUUUGUAUGUAGUGGUUGGAUGGGAAGGCACUGCUCAUGACUCGAGAGUGUUGACCGAGGCAGUGCGUGAUCCAUCUUUCAAGUUUCCUCUACCUCCACCAGAAAAAUACUAUCUAUGUGAUGCUGCGUACUCUCAUACACAGGGGUUUAUGUGUCCGUAUCGCAACAUAAGGUAUUGGAUAGGUGAUUAUCGAAGAGUACCUCCAACAGCAAAAGAGGAGAAGUUUAAUCAAGCCCAUGCUCGAUUGAGGAAUGUGAUUGAGAGAGCAUUCGGGGUAUUGAAAGUAAGAUUUCCCGUCUUAUGUAAAAUGCCUUCUUACUCAUUUGAGACUCAAAGAGAUAUCGUCAUUGCUUGCAUGUCAAUACAUAACUUUCUACGUCGUAAUGCAUUGGAUGAUUGGCUAUUUAAAGAAUAUGAGAAUGAGACAUUUGAUAUGAAUGAGACACAGGUGGAAGUCGAAGUGGAAGCGGAAACGGAAGAAAAUGCACCUCGUCUAGAAGUUGUUUUAUGGAAUUAA
Molecule: messenger RNA, 753 nt
Organism: Papaver somniferum (opium poppy)
Lineage: Eukaryota; Viridiplantae; Streptophyta; Magnoliopsida; Ranunculales; Papaveraceae
Product: putative nuclease HARBI1
Exons: 3
Coding region: 1-753 (250 amino acids)
Source: RefSeq, a predicted model, not a curated record